AUGCGGCAAGCGGCCACUGAGCCGCUGACGUCGUUGGCCUUCAGUCCUUCCCCUUCCAUGUCGUCACUUAUCGCAUUGGCGCUGCUUCUUUGCCCUAUCCUAGCAUCGUGGUCGUUCCGAAUCGUAUCGCAUAAGCGUCAUUGGUCAAAUGUUCGCGACUUUCGUGCCGCCACGCGGGUCGACCAGGGUGGCCAGGACGCUCGAAUUGAACACCCAGAGAGCGUCUUCAGCCUACAAGGAAAGACUGUAUCGUCGCCGUUCCUGGCGGAACUUAUCGAUCGCGGAGUAGUGGCACAGGCCACUGACCUGUCUAAACUGGACGAGCUUCUUUGCUUGCAUGAGUCUGCGCCUGAAGCAGCUAGCGGGCAAGUACCGGCCAUAUAUUACGGUAUUGACCUAACUGCAGACUUUAUCCACGAGGGCACGCUGCUGCAGCUGCUGCUGCUCCGUCGGUUCUUGGCACAUGGGCUCAACGUGGUAAUUGUGCUCGGGGGUGGCACCACUCCAGUGGGUGAUCCGUCGUUCAAAACAAAGCGUACGAAAGCUACAAUUGCGGCUACAUGCGGGGAUAGGGUCUCCAACAAUGCCAUUCUCGGUUCGGUGGCAACAUGCCCGUCGGUCUCCAAAGAAAACUACGACGGCAUUCUCAAUGCAGUCAAGAAGUUAUUAACACGCGAAAUCGUUACUGAUGGAGGAGAUAGGUUGUGUCCAAGCCUGUCAUUCGCAUCGCAGAUGGGCGAAGCAGAUAUCGCACGUAUGAGGUCGAGCCGACACAACGUGGUUGUGGUGAACAACCGCGACCUCUACGACAGCGUCACCCUCACCGAGUUCCUCAAUACCGUCGCACGUAACAUGAGCGUUGGGAGGAUGUUGUCGCGUGAAAGCAUAAAGUCCAGGCUGGUGCUAGACGACGGCAGAGGCGGCUUUCCGCUCCGCAAGGCCAACAUGGACCUGGGCGAAUUCAUGUACAUGGCCCUGCAGGCUGCGGACUUCGUGCACGUCGCCUCAAAGUUUAACGCGGUCAUACAACUCGGGGGUAGCGACCAGAUGGGCAACAUAAUGUCCGGCGUUGACUUGGCGAGUAGCCUGAGCGAGCUGAGCAAACCGCUGCUGGGCGUGACCACACCGUUACUGCAGACACGAAAAGGAGAAAAGGUCAGCAAAUCAAGCGCAGAGUGCCUACUGGCUAUUACCGCGGAAACCCCUGCUUUGACGUUGUGGUCGCAUUUCAGGAACGUCGAUGACGAGGUGGUGCAUGACUACCUAAGGUGGCUCACGCAGGUUCCACUCGCGACAAUCAACGACACUCUCGCCACACACGUCAACCAGGCGAAGGUAUGGCAUAAUAGCCGAUCAUACAACUUGACCGCGGCAAUAUACGGCGACCAGUACAAGGAGGCACUCCACAAGCAUUGGCUCUCCGGUGACAUGGCAGAAACACAGCAGUCUACCGAUGGGUGCGACCCUGCGGAAUAUGACUCGUUCGUCAGGUUUGCCAGUUGCGUGCCGCGAGUGUUCCUCAAAGCCGGUGAGCUGGAGACCGGUGUUCCAUUCGGCGACCUGUUGGACAGAGUUCGCACGCCGCAACUGACGUCAGGGCUAUUCUACAGCAACCGGCGAGCAAUUCGCGAGGGCACGUGUCGUAUUAACGGUAAAGUUGAGACGCGAGUGGAUCGCCUCAUAACGAACGACGACCUGCUGCACUUGUCUUCGACUGACGGCCGUGUCAUGAAGUACGUCGCCCUGCAGUUCGGGAAGCGCCAGCUGCACCUAGCAGUCCUCGAACCUUCUCACACUGCGACGUAG
Babesia bigemina is the source of this 1806-nucleotide messenger RNA. RefSeq names its product tyrosyl-tRNA synthetase, putative. Gene Ontology annotation, cellular component: cytosol; mitochondrion. The record is from RefSeq and is a predicted model, not a curated record. Gene Ontology annotation, molecular function: ATP binding; tyrosine-tRNA ligase activity. The coding region runs from base 1 to 1806 and encodes 601 amino acids. The transcript has 3 exons. Gene Ontology annotation, biological process: tyrosyl-tRNA aminoacylation. Lineage: Eukaryota; Apicomplexa; Aconoidasida; Piroplasmida; Babesiidae.